AUGGAGGAGGAGCAUCCGGGGGCUGGAGGAGGAAAUGAAUCUUCCUCCUCAACCACCUCGCUAAGCUCGACUGUGCUGAAGUAUGAAUACCGGCAUGGACGGCGGUAUCACGCCUAUCAAUCGGGCAGCUACCCAUUCCCCAACGAUCAGCCCGAACAGGACCGGCUGGACAUGAUCCACCAUGUCUUUUACCGACUGCUGAGCCAACGUCUGUACCUGGCGCCCAUCGACCCCAGUGGACUACGCAUGCUCGACAUCGGCACGGGCACGGGCGUGUGGGCGAUCCAGAUGGGCGACGAGAACCCGGCCAUCGCCGAGAUCGUGGGCAAUGACCUCAGCCCCAUUCAGCCCGCCUGGGUGCCGCCCAACGUGCAUUUUGUCGUCGACGACGUCGAGAAGGAGUGGGUGGGAAACAAGCCUUACGACUACAUCCACUGUCGCUACAUGGCCGGGUCCAUCCGCGACUGGCCCCGGCUGAUCCAGCAGUGCUAUGAUAAUCUGGUGCCUGGGGGUUGGCUGGAGCUGCAGGAAUCGGCCAACACGCUGUGUUCCGCGGAUGGGAGUUUAAAAUCCGAUAGCUGGAUGGUGAAGAUGAUGGAGGGGCUCAUCGAGGCCGGGGACAAGAUCGGGCAGACCCUGGACCCGGCUCCCUCCUUUGAGGGUUGGGUCCGCGAGGCGGGCUUCACCAACGUACAGAAGCACGAAUUCAAACUGCCUAUUGGACCGUGGCCCAAGGAUGCGCGGCUGAAGGAAUGUGGGAGCUUUAUGCGGGUCAAUUUCAUCGAGGGGGUCGAGGGGUUCACCGCGCAGCUCUUCAUCGAUAUGCUGGGCUGGACACAGGAAGAUGUCGAUGCUCUGAACGCUGGGGUCCGGGCUGAGGCCUUAAAGGGAGCGGUCCACCCCAUCUUCGAUUUCCUGGUGGUGACCGCACAAAAGCCCUUAACUGCUUGA
Molecule: messenger RNA, 951 nt
Organism: Aspergillus japonicus CBS 114.51
Lineage: Eukaryota; Fungi; Ascomycota; Eurotiomycetes; Eurotiales; Aspergillaceae
Product: class I SAM-dependent methyltransferase
Exons: 1
Coding region: 1-951 (316 amino acids)
Molecular function (GO): methyltransferase activity
Source: RefSeq, a predicted model, not a curated record